Molecule: messenger RNA, 1770 nt
Organism: Durusdinium trenchii
Lineage: Eukaryota; Dinophyceae; Suessiales; Symbiodiniaceae
Source: the annotation of a GenBank genome assembly
AUGGCGGAGGACAUUCUUGCUACUUCAGCAAGAGAUUUGAGACGGGCAACCGACCACGUGCAGUUGAAGGAUCUCCUGGAUGACCUUGUCAAUGGGAAGCUGACUCACCUUGUGGCUUUGGAUGCCGGGGGCAUCGCUUGUCUUCCAGCCCCGGAAAUUCCUCCCAACACCCUGCUGCUGCCAGGGUCCUUCAACCCAGUACAUGAAGGUCAUGAGGAGAUGGCACGGCAGGCAGCAGAGAUGCUCGGCAGGCCAUGCAGCAAUGUCCUUUUUGAGCUUUGCGUGAUAAAUGCUGAUAAAGGUGCCAUCGAUGUUGCCACAUUAUGCACCCGGAUUGAGCAGGCAGUUGCGCGCGGAAACCGUGUUCUGGCGAGCAGGGCCAUGCUUUUUCAAGACAAAGCAGAUUUGUUUCCAAACUGUGACUUCAUCGUCGGGUACGACACCUACAGGCGGGUGCUACACCCCAAGUACUAUGCUCCACCUGGUAGCAGCGAAAGAAGCUCAGCUGAAGAGCAGGCAGCUUGGGUUCUCGAAGCACUGCGGCGACUGCAAAGCAGACAGAUUCGCUUUGUUGUGGCUGGGCGUGUUGACGGCGACAAUUUCAUGACCUUGGACUCGAACCCGGCCAUGGAUUUGCCUGAGGAUAACUUGAUUGAACAUAUUGCCCCGCUCAUUGAGGGACAUGAUGAAUUGUUUUGCAGCAUCGACGGAUUUGCAAUUCCACCAAGCGAGCAUAUACACCGAGUGCUUCGAGAUGACGAAGUUCUGAAAGUCAAGGCGAAGAGGAGGCGGGUUUCAUACCACUUGGCACACACUCCACAUGUGGCAGGGGUGCCCCAUAUUGACCCUUGGGAAGCCGACCGUGGACGCUUGAUCGACGCACUCCGUCUUUGCGGAGCGGCUUUCAUUCCAAUCAAGAAGGAUGUUUUUGGAGAAGGACCACAUUUCCCGGCGUGGCAGGAUUUGUGGAGAGAAGCACUGGAGGAUUUUAAGAGCUUUUGCAAGCGAAGUGUAGUUCGCAAGCGGCAAUUGAGAUUCUCCAAAGGUGAGGAUUUGCUGCGCACACGGGUUGGUGAAAGCAAAGCCCACACUCCUGACGUCCGCUACAACUUUGGAGUGGGCCAUGAUGCAGCAAGCGAGGGCCGUGAGGGCUGGAGAGACCUAGCGUGGAUAUGUGAUGACUUCAGGCGGAUGUUGUCCAUUUUAACGAACAUGGUGAAGGAAGAAUUGUCACUAGCCGCGGCAGACUUUAAGGAGCCGUGUGGUACGCUUGCAGCGAAGGUGCUCUCUGAUUGCGAGAGCUGGGCCGGCAGUCGCUUGCGUCACAGCCUCUACCCGCCAAAUGGAUCCUGCACGGAGCACACCGACUACGGCGUUCUCACUCUACAGCAGAGCACUGGGCCGGGCUUAGAGUAUUUUGCAGACAAUUCGUGGCAAACUUUGGAGCCACCCAAUGGCUUCGCAGUGAUAUUUGCUGGCGACAUGCUUGAGGUCAUGACAAAUGGCCAGGUCAGGGCCCUGGUUCAUCGGGUUUCUCCAGGAGAUUUUCGCCAGUCGCACAUUGUUUUCUUGCAGCCCGACCGUGAUACAAUCGUGCAGCCCCUGCAGUCACAUUUGCGCAAAGAUGGGACUGACUUCCCACCGGUCACCUAUGGUGAAUGGCACUCAAAGAAGACGAGCCUCGCCUUCCGCAAGUUUUUACCUGCAAAAGGUGGACAGAAUUCCAAAAUCAUUUGGUUGUCUCAUGGCUUUGUGCACGGGUUGCUGUGA